AUGGCUUCUGCAGGAGCGGAGGCGGAGAAGGGAUCUCCGAUUGUGGUGGGGCUGCUGGUCCUGGGCAACAUCAUCAUUCUGCUGUCAGGCCUGGCCCUGUUUGCUGAGACAGUAUGGGUGACAGCUGACCAGUACCGUGUGUACCCACUGAUGGGUGUCUCAGGCAAGGAUGAUGUCUUCGCUGGUGCCUGGAUCGCCAUCUUCUGUGGCUUCUCCUUCUUCGUUGUGGCCAGCUUUGGUGUGGGUGCAGCGCUCUGCCGCCGGCGGUCCAUGAUCCUCACGUACCUGGUGCUCAUGCUCAUCGUCUACAUCUUCGAGUGCGCCUCCUGCAUCACAUCCUACACCCACCGAGACUAUAUGGUGUCCAACCCAUCCCUGAUUACCAAGCAGAUGCUGACAUUCUACAGUGCAGACACAGACCAGGGCCAAGAACUGACUCGCCUCUGGGACCGUAUCAUGAUUGAGCAAGAGUGCUGUGGCACAUCUGGUCCCAUGGACUGGGUGAAUUUUACAUCAACCUUCCGGGCGGCCACCCCGGAGGUGGUGUUUCCCUGGCCCCCACUGUGCUGCCGGCGGACUGGCAACUUCAUUCCCCUCAAUGAAGAAGGCUGCCGCCUGGGCCACGUGGACUACCUGUUCACCAAGGGCUGCUUCGAACACAUUGGCCAUGCCAUCGACAGCUACACGUGGGGCAUCUCGUGGUUUGGGUUUGCCAUCCUGAUGUGGACGCUCCCUGUGAUGCUGAUAGCCAUGUAUUUCUACACCACAUUGUGA
Eptesicus fuscus (big brown bat) is the source of this 774-nucleotide messenger RNA. It is a transcript of the gene UPK1A, whose product is annotated as uroplakin 1A. The record is from RefSeq and is a predicted model, not a curated record. The transcript has 7 exons. The coding region runs from base 1 to 774 and encodes 257 amino acids. Gene Ontology annotation, cellular component: membrane. Lineage: Eukaryota; Metazoa; Chordata; Mammalia; Chiroptera; Vespertilionidae.